Messenger RNA from Cyprinus carpio (common carp), 2101 nucleotides. It is a transcript of the gene slc2a5, whose product is annotated as solute carrier family 2, facilitated glucose transporter member 5-like. Gene Ontology annotation, molecular function: hexose transmembrane transporter activity. Gene Ontology annotation, biological process: monosaccharide transmembrane transport. The transcript is spliced from 12 exons. Gene Ontology annotation, cellular component: membrane. The annotation marks the transcript as partial. NCBI's taxonomy places the organism in Eukaryota, Metazoa, Chordata, Actinopteri, Cypriniformes, Cyprinidae. The record is from RefSeq and is a predicted model, not a curated record.
ACCAUAAAGGAAAAGAUGGACAUGGAGAAAAGUGAGAGGAAGGGGAGAGUGACGCUGAUCCUGGCUGCAGCUGCUCUGAUCGCCGGAUUUGGUUCGUCUUUUCAAUAUGGAUACAAUGUGGCUGUGAUCAACUCACCUGCCCCAGAGAUGAAGCUGUUCUACACCCGAAUAUAUGAGGAUCGUUAUGGUCCAAUGUCAGACAAUCUCCUGACCCUCCUGUGGUCCGUAACUGUGUCCAUGUACCCACUGGGUGGGUUUUUUGGAUCCCUCAUGGUGGCCCCAUUGGUGAACAAAUUCGGGAGAAAAGGCACACUCCUGUUCAACAACAUCUUCUCUAUUGUUCCUGCUAUAAUGAUGGGUGUGAGUGAAGUGGCAGGGUCAUUUGAAAUCAUCAUUGCUGCACGCUUUAUAGUGGGCAUCUGUGCAGGCCUGUCCUCCAAUGUGGUGCCCAUGUAUUUAGGAGAAAUUGCACCCAAGAAUUACAGGGGGGCCAUCGGAAUAGUGCCGCAGCUUUUCAUCACUGUUGGCAUCCUUGUUGCCCAAGUGUUCGGUAUUCGCAAUAUCCUGGGAAAUAUGGAAGGCUGGCCCAUCAUGUUGAGUUUCACAGGGAUUCCAGCUGCCAUUCAGCUGAUGCUUCUGCCUUUCUUCCCUGAGAGCCCACGCUACAUGCUCAUACAGAAGGGGGAUGAAAAAACUGCCAGGAAAGGACUGCAGAGGCUGCGUGGCUGGGAGGAUGUUGAUGAGGAGCUGUGCGAGAUGCGUGUGGAGGAACAGUCAGAGCGAGCAGAAGGUCGACUCUCUGUGCUUAACCUCUUCACCUUCCGCUCGCUGCGCUGGCAGCUGCUGUCUGUAAUCUUCAUGAACAUGGGCCAACAACUGUCAGGAGUCAAUGCCAUUUAUUAUUAUGCUGACAGCAUCUAUAGCUCAGCAGGAGUGGCUGACGAUCACGUUCAGUAUGUGACGGUUGGAACAGGAGCAGUUAAUGUCUUUAUGACAAUAGCAGCCGUAAGCCACUUUUUUGACUUAUUAAUGCUCUUCAAGGUUUGCUGUGGAGCCUGUGUUGCCUCCUACUGAACCACUUUACUCCUGACCAUAGCACUCUGCUUCCAGACUACACUGGACUGGAUUCCCUAUGUCAGCAUCGUCUGUGUCAUUAUUUACGUCAUCGGACAUGCUAUUGGCCCAAGUCCUAUUCCUACUGUAAUCACCACAGAGAUGUUCCGGCAGUCUUCUAGACCACCAGCAUUCAUGGUGGCUGGCACAGUUCACUGGCUCUCAAACUUCACAGUCGGCCUGGUCUUCCCCUUUCUAGAGAGUGGCCUGGGCGCUUACAGCUUCAUAAUUUUUGCCUGCAUCUGUCUUGCCACACUUAUAUACAUCUGGGUGAUCAUCCCAGAGACCAAAAACAAGACCUUUCUAGAGACCAGCAAGCUUUUUGCUCAUAGAAACAAGGUGGAUAUUGUGGCGGAGGCUGAGAUCAAAGAGACCGGAGGGGAAAGCGGUGAAGAGGAAAUUAAAAACACAUUUCUCUGAAUGGAUAAGGGGUCGUUUACACAGGACAUGUUCUUGUGUUUGUCUGCAAUGCUUUGAACUGUUUUAAUGCAUUUUAUUUUUCAGCGUAUGCCAGGGUGUUGAAAGCAAGGAAAGGUCAUUUAUUUUAACAUCAAAAUAUUGUGCCUUUUCAUUGUCAUCUGUAUUUGGGGUAUUGACAUUUAUGAGUUUUCAAGAAAGGAAAAACAUGUUUUAAAAAUCAGGUUUAAAAUGCAUGUCCCAAGUUCUUGUAUUCAUAUUAUUUUCAUAUGGUUUUGAAAUACUUUUAUACAAAGUUCAACAAAAGAUUUUAUUUAAUGACAACUGAUGUAAUCAUUGAGUGUAAAGUAAUAUAUUUUCCUUAUAGCUAAAAAUGUUUUCAAAUAUUUUUAUGAUAAGAAGUAUUGUGUCAAAAUUUUCUUUAGCAUUUAUAAUUCUUUAUGAUAAUUUUCAUUGCAUAUUUUACAAUAAUGCCAUGUCAUAAAGGUCAGAUGAUCUUUUAAGAGACUUUUUGACCUUAAGGGUCUGCAGGUGUCCUUUAUAUAAUAUAUUUCUUUGUUUUAUGUUUCUA